Molecule: messenger RNA, 410 nt
Organism: Paramecium sonneborni
Lineage: Eukaryota; Ciliophora; Oligohymenophorea; Peniculida; Parameciidae
Source: the annotation of a GenBank genome assembly
AUGUGGGGUAAAUUUCAUUCAAUGAAUUAAAAUUAAUGUAUAUAUUAAUUAUUAAAAAUGGAUCGUUUAAUCAUCUUGUUAGCCAUUCUUUUGAUGGUAGGAAACAACUAUGCAUUUGAUAUUCCUCAAGCUCUUGAAGUUCCAAUAGAAUAGGAAUUUUAAUUAACAUAAACCUAAUUUAAUUUGCUGUACAGUGUGUUUGCAAUUCCUAAUAUAGGGUUGAGUAUAGGGGGAGGGAUAAUGAUAGAUAAUAUGGGUGGGCGUUGGGGUGUAUGAAUAUAUUAUAUGGAUUAGGUAUUCACAUUUAGCCUUUUAUUGGGUCUUUCAUAAUUAUUCAUUUUUUUUGGUGGAUGUUAUCACAAUUAUUGCAUGAUGCUUUGUGGUAGGGCUAUAUUUGGUAUUGCAAGUGA